Messenger RNA from Aedes aegypti (yellow fever mosquito), 4200 nucleotides. RefSeq names its product poly(U)-binding-splicing factor half pint (gene hfp). Gene Ontology annotation, molecular function: RNA binding. The coding region runs from base 2020 to 3810 and encodes 596 amino acids. Lineage: Eukaryota; Metazoa; Arthropoda; Insecta; Diptera; Culicidae. The transcript is spliced from 4 exons. The record is from RefSeq and is a predicted model, not a curated record. Gene Ontology annotation, biological process: mRNA splice site recognition; alternative mRNA splicing, via spliceosome; regulation of alternative mRNA splicing, via spliceosome. Gene Ontology annotation, cellular component: precatalytic spliceosome; catalytic step 2 spliceosome.
UUGAUGGUCGUGUAGAAAAAUGUGAAUGUCGAGGUGGUAAAUGUUUGCUACAGUACAUUUCCCAUCCCUGGCCAGAAGGUUCUUCAAGAGGAAAUGAAAAUAGGGAUAGGAUAGGGAUGUUCAAAAAUAAAUAUAAGAAACAAAUAUAAACCAAAAUUCACAAAUUUGCGAAUAAACAUGAAUCAUUGUCCAAAACGAUUUUAAAUAGCGAAAAACGGUACUUAGAUCGAAAAUAAAUUAGGGUAGUAGAGGGUUAAAGUAAUCAUCACUUUUGCACCGUUUCUCAUUUACUUUUGAAGGAGAUGACAAAAAUUGUACUGUAUAUUAUGUCGCCCAAACAAGAUUCACACGUAUACUUCUUGCAGUUCUACAUUGAAAGUAACUCAUAAGUGCACAUCAUCCUAUCAUCUUUUUUUUCUUUUCAAUUCGUUCUACCAAAUACUUUUAGCAAUGAUUCUCAUGCCAAUGAUAUGUAUUUCUCCUUCUUUUUCUUUUGUGUUUGUACUUUCAGAGUUUGAAAAAAUGGUAUGUCCACGAGAGGGUUUUAGAGCGCAAUUGUGGCGCCUCAUUUUCUGAAACGCUGAUCAGCAAUUGCCCAUAUGAUGGAGUUCCGUUCCUUUUUUUACUUUCCACGAGGGGAACUUCCAUAUCUGCAUCCUUCUUGCACACCAAAUGUGCCAAAUGCAAGUGAUUUUUUAUUUAAAACGGGAAAUUGAUUAGGGUUUAUUAUUGUGGACAUUCUCAAACACCGCAUCUUAAUUAGUAUAUCCUUUCUCACCAAUUUUAAGGUUUUCCUGUAAUCAAGACACGGAUUUUUUUUUCAAACAUAUUAUUUUGUUUCAUCCGCCUCAAGUUCCUCACAAUUCAUCAAUCAUAAAAUCAGAAUGGUAUCGCGCAUAUCGUCGACUGAAAGCGCGGCCGCAACGAACCAUGCUUCUUCAAGGAAAUGACCAUCACUGCGUAACAAAAUUUGUGGAGCAGCUAGUUAAACAAGUCGGAAGGAGAAUAAUUUUCUUUUCUUUUCUUUUUCUUUUAUCAAAAAUAUCGUUUGAAAUACCAAGUUGCAAUAUUGUGCUGAAAUAUGGCCGGCGAAGCUCGUUGAAUGUGAAGUACCCUCCGACGAUAUCUGCUGGCUCGCUAAAACGACGGACCCAAACGUAUAAUGAUUUCUAACUUGCAAUCAAAAACGUACACUGAAGGAAUAUUUGAUUAUUUCACCAGGUGUUUGUAUUUCUUUCUUUUGUGUUUUCCAUAUUUUCAGCCAUCUCUCUCUGUGUCUCCUCUUUCCCUUCUUGCUCGGGUGCAUGAAGAAGAGACCUGCUGGGGUUGUCUGUUGCAAUCAAGUUGAAAUUUUUCCAUCAAAUCCUACCGGAAAGAUACCCAUAAUAUCAAGAACACAUCUAACAACACUUCUACCCAUGGAUCAAGAGAAGCUGGGAGACGAUACAGAACAGCAUCGGCCCGUUGCUCAGUCUUCGAUUAUCUCUUUUUAUCUCUCUUUGUCUAUUUUUCUCUCUCUUUGUGUCUUGUUUUGUUCUCUAUUUUUUCUAUUUCAUUCCGACCAACAUGCCCAUUUGUGCCAUCACAUCCAAGUGCAUUUGUCCGACCAUGUUCAUCUACCCACGUUGUCAGUCAACCGUCCCGUUUCAUUCCACUGUGGUCGAUGGCAAUGAAGCAAAUUAAAAAAAAAUCUCGGCGAUUAGCAUUAAUCGCUUAACUGCUCGUUCAUUUCUAUCGCCAUUCAUUAAAAAUUCAAAAAUAAAACAAAUCAGUCACUCAAUGCUCUCGAUUAAUCCAUAUUAUUUUUCUAUUUAUUUUUUAUUUAUUUUCAGGAUCUCUAUUUCUCUCGCAUAUUUUUCUGUUUUCGUUUUCGUUCUUUUUAUCUCUUGAAAUUACCUACCCCUGAAAAAAUGACACGAAACAUUGAUUGCUCCCCUGCCCUCUUCUGCGAGAUCAUUUCCAACUGUGCAUUAACCCAAUACUACACUGCCACAGUCCUCUACAGUAGCGAAGUGUGAAAUGAACUCAUAUUCUCAUAAUGAUGAUGGGGGAACACGCCGAAAAGAUACCAAAAUUCAGCCCUACAUCACCCAACCGGUGUACGACCUCCGCCAAUCGGGAGAUGUGGUCUUUGGACCUGGAACGAGAUCAGCCCUGUUGGGAAUUCUGGGUGGAGCCUUGCCACGUUUGACCACCGAACAGCAUGAAUUGGUCACUCGUGCCAAGAAGUACGCCAUGGAGCAAAGCAUCAAGAUGGUCCUGAUGAAGCAAACGCUCGCCCACCAGCAGCAACAGUUGGCCAGCCAGCGCACCCAGGUUCAACGUCAGCAGGCACUGGCCCUCAUGUGCAGAGUCUACGUCGGCAGCAUUUCGUUCGAGUUGAAAGAGGAUACAAUUCGGGCUGCUUUCCUCCCGUUCGGCCCAAUUAAGUCGAUUAACAUGUCAUGGGAUCCGAUCACCCAAAAGCACAAAGGGUUCGCUUUCGUUGAGUAUGAAAUUCCGGAAGGAGCUCAACUAGCACUGGAACAGAUGAACGGUGCAAUGUUGGGAGGGCGUAACAUUAAAGUUGGCCGCCCAAGCAAUAUGCCACAAGCGCAGCAAGUAAUUGACGAAAUCCAAGAGGAAGCGAAGAACUAUAACCGCAUCUACAUUGCAUCCAUUCAUCCGGAUUUGACGGAAGAGGACAUCAAGAGUGUAUUUGAAGCAUUCGGACCUAUCGUCACGUGUAAAAUGUCCCAGGGUAGCGCAGCUCACACCCAUAAAGGAUACGCAUUCAUUGAGUACCAGACCAAUCAGUCGGCGAUCGAAGCCAUUGCCAGCAUGAAUCUCUUUGAUCUGGGUGGACAACUUUUAAGGGUUGGCCGUUCUAUUACACCACCAAAUGCGUUGAUGGGCCCGGCAGCUAACUCGGCAAUGCCAACAGCAGCGGCAGUCGCUGCAGCUGCUGCCACAGCUAAAAUCCAAGCUAUGGACGCCGUUGCAACCAAUGCCGUGCUAGGCCUAUCGGCAGCAACGCCAACUCUUAAGGUUGGCCUCGGUACGUUGCCCAUCGCUCAAACCAUUACUACGGCUGCCAAUGCCAACCUAGUAGCACAAGCUCAGCUCGCGGCCGCGGGUCAAGCGGCUGUUAUAACGCAGCCCGGAUUGCUCGUUCCACCGGUUACGAAUGUUGCUAGCUUGGCACCAUCCCUGCUGGUCAAUCCUGUUCUAGCCAAUGCAGCCAAGCCUUUGCAAUCAGUAUUAAGCGCAGCGAAUCCGGCUGCAGUUGCUGCUGCAGCCGCUGCCGCUGCGGCCGCGGCAGCAGCUGCAGCUGCAAAUCCUAAUGCAACCGCAGAAGAAGUUUUCAAAAAAGCUCAAGAAAAACAACAGGAAGAAUUGCAGAAAAAACUCCUUGAAGAAGGAGAACCGCAAACGCUGCAGCAACAAGAAACUAUGUCCAUCAAGGGACAAAGCGCACGCCACUUGGUCAUGCAAAGACUCAUGAGGCCUCGUGAGAGUAAGGUUGUUAUAUUGCGCAAUAUGGUUGGCCCGGAGGAUGUCGACGAAACGCUGCAGGAUGAGAUUCAGGACGAGUGUGGUAAAUAUGGUAUUGUGGAGCGGGUCAUUAUCUACAAGGAGCGCCAAUCCGAAGGCGAUUAUGCCGAGGAUGACAAUACGGAUGUGAUCGUUAAGAUUUUUGUUGAGUUUUCUCAGGCCCUCGAGGCAGAUAAAGCCCGCGAAGCACUCCACGGUCGCUAUUUCGGUGGCCGUCUGGUCAAAGCCGAAUCGUAUGACCAAGCGCUCUUUGAUCAUGGGGAUCUAUCAGGUUAGAUGUACCCACAACACAAAUCAGACAAAGAGCGUGGCCACACUCUGAUCCAAAACUGAAUCCCCGAAUGUAGAGCGUCUCGUUCGUAACGAAGUCGAAGAAAACCCACUUCGAGUAAAAUUAGCUAUCACCCCAGCGCCAGUCAGGAUUAAGAAUAAAGUGUAUGAUCUAUUUUACGAUUCACUAUUUACCCCUACCUGUUGCGAGAGCAUGAAAAGAGCGAGCCACAGACAUUACUUGGAAAAUUUACACCUAAGAUGGACACAAUGGAACAACAUUGAAAAGAUUAUGAUUUUCGAAAAACAAUUUAUUAUCCUUACUAAUAUAAUUGUAUAUACACAAUUACGCUUCUCUUCAGUAACAAAUAAAUUAAUCUAUUAUUUUAAAACUGA